Molecule: messenger RNA, 1364 nt
Organism: Vanessa tameamea
Lineage: Eukaryota; Metazoa; Arthropoda; Insecta; Lepidoptera; Nymphalidae
Gene: mTTF
Product: transcription termination factor, mitochondrial
Exons: 6
Coding region: 148-1152 (334 amino acids)
Biological process (GO): termination of mitochondrial transcription; regulation of DNA-templated transcription
Cellular component (GO): mitochondrial matrix
Molecular function (GO): double-stranded DNA binding
Source: RefSeq, a predicted model, not a curated record
AACGUAUAUUAAGAAUAUUAAUAUACCUAUUUUGAAAUAGGCAUAUUAAUAAAAUAUUUUUUUAGGAUAUUUAUUCUGAAGCGAUAUCUACUGAUUCUAUUUGAUAUGCCGCAAACAAAUAUUUUUACAUUUUAGAAGAACAAGAUAAUGGCUAUUAGAAAUUUUAUUACAUCUAUAUUUUUAAGAAAUCGUGGUACUAUUGUUCGAACAUUAUAUUCUGGUUCCUACCCUAUUAGCAAUUUUCAAAAAAAUCAUGAAAUACGAAGUAAAUUUUCUUCUCCGUUUCAUUUCAUUAAUAUAGCAAAUAAAAACUUAGGCACCCGCGAAUGUAAAACUCAAAUAAAGGAUGUUGAUGCAUCUAAAGAAAGAAUAAUCAAGGAAUUAAAUUUUUUGACAAAAAAAGAUGCGACGCCCUUUUUCAAAUUGCCUGUGAAAACAUUACUCCAAAUUUACAAAACAACUAAAAAUGAUGAAGAGAAUGGCUUUUGUAAAAACAGGUUAUAUUAUAUUGCUCAACGAAUUAAGUGCCCACCCUCUAAUUUGAGUGAACAAAUCAUAAAAAGAACUUUUAUAUACAAAUUGUCAUUUGAUUGGUUGGAAAGUUCUUUAAAUGUACUAUUAGCUAUGAAUGUAUCCGGGGAUCGCAUACAGCGUGAUUUAUGGGUCCUUAAGUAUCAUCAUAAAACCAUAUAUGAAAGACUUCUACGAGUCAGAAAUUUAGGUGUUGAAAACCUGUGUCCCUGGAUGGUUCGUUGUUCUGAAGAUAUAUUAAACAGAUCUAUUGAAAUAACUCAAGAAACUAAGACAAUAUUGGGAGAAAAUAAAUCAACGAAAAUGUAUCUUGCAACCCGCCUAAAUACUACACCAGACAUUAUUGAAGAUAUGUGUGUCAAAAUACCUGCUCUUAAAACUAUCAGAGUCACAAAGGCAAAAAGUUUUUUGGAUUUUUUGAUGGAAGAAGGUUUUAAUGUUGAAGAAAUUGUGGACAAGCCUAGAAUAUUUGCAGCUUCUCAAAAAACUGUAAAAUUGAGAUUAGAAAAGCUAAGGAGUCUAGGUCUCAGUGAAAUUAAUUUAAACAUACUUUGUAGAAGUAGAAGAGCUUUUCAAAGAUAUUAUGAAUCUAUUGAGUCAAUUUCUAAAGAUUCUAAAUGAGAAACCCAAAUGUCAAAAAGUAAAUAUAUGAAGACAAGGUUUCACUUUAAUUUGCAGUGUAUGUAUAUUGAAUAAUUUUAAGUAAAUAAGAAAAAACUUAACCCUGUUAUUCUGCUGUUUAUCUUUUGUAUAUAGAAAACUAAAGAUAAACAGCAGAGUUGGAACAUCAAUUAAAAUCUGGAUUUGUUAUUUACAUAAAUGCAUAUCUAUAC